AUGGAGUUGGGACAACUGAAGAAAGUUAGAGCAGCGAUCAGGAGGCAGGUGUCAAAGUUUGUCGUGACUCUGGAAGAGCUCAUUGCAGUAGCGCCACUGGACGCGACAAACACCCUCGUGAGGCUGGACCUGUUAAAAGAAAGUAAUGAAAAGCUGAAGAACAUCGACGAGCAGAUUCUUGGAAAGAUUAGUGCUGUCGAUGCUGAUGCUAAUGAAGAUGCUGAUGGGGAGGGGGAAGAUAAAGAUCUGGACGACGAGUUGGAAAAGGCAGAUGAGUAUCAAACGAAGGUUAAACUCAUCAUGUCAAAAGUUGAACAGAAACUUGCUCCUUCCAUCAGACCGAGUAGUCCUACUCCAAGCGAUUAUUCGACAGCGUUUGGAGAUGGGGAAAAGAAGAAACAGUACAAAUUGCCCAAGAUUCAACUGAAGAAGUUUAAUGGGAAUUUGUCAGAGUGGCUGGGUUGGUGGUCCCAGUUUUCCAAGAUUCAUGAGGACAAUGAGCUUCAUGAUGUGGAUAAGUUUGUUUAUCUCAGUCAGUCAAUGGUGCAGGGGACGAGAGCCAAGGAUUUGGUCGACAGUUACCCGAUGACCGCCGCGAACUAUCCAGAGGCGAUACAAGCAUUGAAAGAUCGGUUCGGGCAAGAAGACCUUCUCAUCCCACACUACAUCAGAGGGCUGCUGAAAAUUGUGAUCCAGAAUGCCACUAACAAAGAGAAGGUGGUAUUGUCGUCCCUGUAUGAUAAAGUCGAGACUGAUAUCAGGGCGUUGGGGACUUUGAAAGUUACGACACAAGAGAUGGGAAGGUUCUUACAUCCAAUAGUGGAGUCGUGCUUAUCAGAAGAGGUGUUCGUGGCGUGGCAGCGAAGUCCAUUUUACGAAAAAGAUGGAUCUUCUGAAAAUCCUCCCAAGAGCAAGCUGGAUUUCCUAAUGAAAUUUCUCAAAGACGAGUCUCAGCGAGAAAUGAAAAGGGAGCAAGCUAAAGUGGAUUUUAAUUGGGACGUCAGUUCACCGAAGAAACAAGAAGUGAAACCCAAGAAAGUGCAGAAAGUGUCUGAGGAUCCUCCUACUAAUGCUGGGUUAUUCAGUCAAAAUGUCAAGACGGCUUGCAUUUUUUGUGACAAGAGCAAUCAUCCUAGUGGGCACUGCUAUAAAGGAAAGGCAAUGUCACUGGAUGCCAAAAAGUUAAAAGUUAAAGAGAAAAAUGCUUGUUUUAUUUGUCUCGUUCCAGGCCAUCGAGCAAAUAAGUGCAGGUCGAAUGUUGUUUGUCAGAAGUGCAAUCUGAAACAUCAUGAAAUUUUGUGCCCUGGAUUGCCGUUAGUUGAAUCAAGUUCCAGUCAACAGGAUACAGUACUUGGAAAUCUUGGGAUUCAAUGCCAGGGAAAUAUUUUGUUGAAUGACAUUCAGUCUGAAUUUAAACUUGUUCGUGUUUUGUUUGAUGAUGGUAGUCAACGCAGCUACAUCACAACAAAAGCAGCUCAAGAAAUUGGAAGCAACCCGAUUGGCAGAGAAGAAUCAAGAAUUGUUCUAAUGAAUGGAUCAGUGACUGAUUAUGAAGUCUGCAACAAGCAUGAAGUCAUUUUAUAUGGAAUCUCGCCUUCAUGCAAUCCAGUUAAAUUGAUUGUUCGAGAAAGACCCCAAAUUGGUUGUGCAACUCCAAGAAUUCCAACUGGUCCGUGGGUUCAACAACUGAAGAAAAAGAAAAUAUUUUUGACUGAUUUGAAUUCAUCCCAGAAUAAUACCCCGGAUAUUGAAGUAUUAAUUGGGAGUGAUUAUUAUGAAAAGUUUCGAACCGGAAGGAGGAUUCAAGUACAACCAGGGCUGUUUGCUGUUGAGACGAUCUUUGGGUGGACCUUGAGUGGAUCUAUUUCGGGGGAUAAUCUGGCUUGUGAUGUGAUUCAAAGCUAUUUUUGUGCUGAGGUGACAAAGCUGUGGGAUUUGGAAAUCAUCGGAAUCCGCGACACAGCAGAUCAAGAAUCUCAAAAAGAAAAAGAUUCCCGAAUUAAAGAAGAGUUCCAGAAUCAAAUCAAAAGAGAUCCAGAUGGACGUUAUGUGACUGGACUUCCCUGGAUUAGUGGGGUGCCGUCAAUUCCAAAUAAUCGAGUUAUUGCUGAGAAGAGAUUGCAUGCAGCCACCAGAAAGUUGAUCAAUCAAGGAGAAUUCGACCGAUAUGAUCAAAUAUUCCAUGAUUGGGAAAAGGAGGGCAUUAUUGAAGAGGUGACAGGAAUUUCUGAAAACGUUGGUCACUACAUCCCUCAUCGACCUGUCUUUAAACCCGAAAGUUUGACUACUCCCGUGCGCCCAGUUUAUGAUGCGUCAUGCCGGGUGGGAAACCAACCUUCGUUGAAUAUGUGCCUGGAGACUGGUCCGAACAUGUUGGAGUUGAUUCCAUCCAUGUUAUUGAGAUUUAGAAGGAAUCCGAUUGGGGUCCUAGCUGACAUUAGGAAAGCGUUCCAAAUGAUCGGGGUGAUGACGGAAGAUCGGGAAUUCCAGAAGUUUCUUUGGUGGAAAAAUUUGGAGCAUGGAAUCAUCAAAGUUUAUAGGCAUUGUCGUGUUGUUUUUGGGAUGACAUGCAGCCCGUUUAUACUGAUGGCAGUUUUGGAGCAGCACCUCAAAGCAGCGUCUGAUGAGGAUAGAAAAGUAGCUGAGCUCCUCAUGCAUUCUUUAUAUGUGGAUUACGUGGUGACAUCGUUCUCAAGUUCAGAAGAUUACCACGAAUUUAAGUCAAGAUCAACAGCGCUGUUGGCUGAUGCUCAAAUGUGUUUGAGACAGUGGGAGAGCAACGCUGAAGAUAUUCAAGAACCGGAAACAAAUGUACUCGGAUUGAUUUGGAAUAAGAAGAUGGAUAUACUUCAAUGCAAAUUGCCAAAGUCAAAUGAAGAAUUAAAUGAAAUAACCAGCAGGAAGGUACUUUCCUUUGUGUCGCAAGUUUUUGACCCAAUUGGAUUUGUGUGCCCCUCCUUGUUAAUCCCAAAACUAAUGCUACAGAAUGCUUGGUUGAAGAAAAUGAAGUGGGAUGAUCCAUGGAAUGACGACGAUGCGGAGGAAUUCUUGAAAUGGGCAGAAGAAAUGACGGAGUUACCCAAGGUCCAGAUUCCAAGAUUCGCGUUCAGGUCGUAUUCUAGUUUGGAAUUAGAAAGUGUGAAACUCCAGCUACAUAUUUUUUGUGAUGCAAGCAACUCCGGAUAUGCAGCUGUUGGAUUUAUCAGAGUUAAAGAUGACGAUGGGGUUGCAGUUCAACUGCUUCUGGCGAGGUCACGAGUAUCCCCGCUGGAGAAGAAAAAGUCAAGAAAAGUCACCAUCCCUCGACUGGAAUUGCUGGCUUGUGUGAUUGGAGCUCGUCUGAAAAUUGGAAUCUGUGAAGCUUUGGAUCUUGAGAAUAUUCCAAUGCAUUUAUGGAGUGACAGCACCACCGCACUUGCGUGGAUUCAUCGAGAUGCGGAUUGGGGGACAUUCGUUGGUAAUCGUGUACGUGAAAUAAACAGACUGACCAACAAAGAGGACUGGAAGCAUGUCCCAGGUUGUAUGAAUCCAUCUGACCUUCCAUCUCGUGGGUGUGAGUUGAUUGAAUUGAUGGAGUCCAAAUGGUGGGAGGGGCCUUCCUGGUUGCUGUUAUCCGAGGAGAAUUGGCCUACUUCAUCUCCAGAAACAAAUGAGGAAGAAAUCAACAAUGAAAUGCGGAAAACUGUUGUAAGCAGCCAUGUCGUCACCGCUGUGGAACCAACAUUUUCUCAUUAUUUGAAAAACUUGAAGACGGCUGCUUGGAUGCGAAGAUUUAUCUCAAACUGUCGCAUAAAAGAAAAGAGUCAAAGGAUUCUGAGCCCAUAUGUGACUGCUAAGGAAAUUCGUCAGGGGGAACGAGAUCUUCUCUAUGAAAUUCAGCAACGACAUUUUCAAGAAAGGCCAGAGAUCAAAGGCUUUGGGGCCAUUCUCAUGCAAGAUGGAUUAUGGCACCUCAAAACCAGACUCACCUACCGGGAGGAUACUGCAGAUUUCAAGUAUCCCAUUAUCUUACCAAGGAAUGAGCCGCUAGUCGAGCAAUUAGUCCUGUACGCUCAUCAGAGUAGCUAUCACUCUGGAACUCAGCAUGUAAUUGGGAGGCUUCGGGAGCGGUACUGGAUAAUUCAUGUGCGGAACUUGGUGAAGAAUAUUAUUCAGAAAUGUGUGAAAUGUCAAGGUUAUCGGAUUGGGAAAAUGGCUUGUGACGCUGCCCCAUUGCCUGAGCGGAGAAUUGAGACGGAGUGUUCUUUCCAAACCACGGGCGUUGACUUGGCUGGACCUCUGGUGGUCAAAGGAGGGAAGAAAGUCUGGAUUGUUCUGUAUACUUGCGCAGUAUAUCGAGCAGUAUACUUUGACCUCGUGGAUUCCCUGAGCAGUGAGGCGUUUCUCAUGUCACUGGAGAGAUUCGUCAACACUUGUGGCCGACCCAAUACCGUCUACUCAGACAACGGUACCAACUUUGUGGGGGCGGAUAAUCUGAUGAAGAAACUAAAUUGGACAAAAUUGACCAAGGAGUUGGGAGCCAAGCGGAUCCAUUGGAUAUUCAAUCCACCUUCAGCACCGUGGUGGGGAGGGUGGUGGGAACGCUUGGUCCGAUCCAUGAAAGAGAUCCUGAGGAAGAUGCUGGGCACUUCAAGAAUGACCUAUGAUGAAUUAAGGACUUGUCUUGCUGGAGUGGCCCAAGUAAUCAAUGAUCGUCCUUUGUGUGCUGUUAGUGCUGCUGCUGAUGACUUGAGGCCUCUGACCCCGUCAAUGUUCCUGCGAGAUAUUCCGGUGGCAGAGUUUCCUGAAAGUGGCGUUGUUGGUGUUCGGUUCCUACAAGGCAGCUACCGAAAGAUGCAAGACACAAAGCGAUCACUACAAGCAAGAUUUCGGAAGGAGUAUUUGGGAUUCCUGUCUUCUAAAAACUGUGCAGAUAGGAAUCAGUCUCCGAAACUUGGAUGCAUGGUUCUUGUUGGCGACUCAAACAAGAAAAGAUUUGAAUGGCCUCUAGGACGAGUGGUGGAGUUAAUCCCUGGGAAAGAUGGCAAAGUGAGAGUGGCGAGAAUCAAGACCAAUCGAGGUAUCCUGACCAGACCCCUUCAACGCCUGUACCCCUUGGAGAUCCCCAACCAGGAGCAGUUUCCCCUUCCACAACAGCCCCAAUCCAAAGUUGAGAUGGCAGUCUGUGUGCAGGCGGAAGACCAGCCGUGUGAGCAGAAACCGGAGAUGAUUACCAAGGGUGGGCGAGUUAUCAAAAAGCCAGUUAAAUACGGACAGUGGUUUAAUUAG
Folsomia candida is the source of this 5268-nucleotide messenger RNA. RefSeq lists its product as uncharacterized. Gene Ontology annotation, molecular function: nucleic acid binding. The record is from RefSeq and is a predicted model, not a curated record. Gene Ontology annotation, biological process: DNA integration. NCBI's taxonomy places the organism in Eukaryota, Metazoa, Arthropoda, Collembola, Entomobryomorpha, Isotomidae. The coding region runs from base 1 to 5268 and encodes 1755 amino acids. The transcript has a single exon.